GCGACAAGAUCGACAACAAGAUUAACUCGGACCACUCUGACGAUAAGUACCACUGCCAUCACUCUCCCCCGGGUAGCGCACGUCGACCCCGCCCUGCCACUGUUCGUACUCUUUCUACAUCUUCCGAAGAAGUAAGCCACCAUCGUCGAGGUGGUCAUCGUAGACCGACUUCUGCCUUGUCCAUGGAGCAUGAGAGCAUGAGCAUGGAACGUGACCCCAGUCCUCCCCUUCCUAAGGGCCCUCCUCGCCCCAUCAUCGUCAUUCAGGAGCCUACCCCUCCUCAAUCAGAUGGUGCCUCAGGUCGUAAACAGACACGCGAGCACGAGAAGGUCAAGUUCACGGAGUCACACAAGCUGCCCUACUACCAUGACUACAACGCAGCCGCAGAGGCAGCUGGUCCAUCCACCACCAAGGACAAUGGCGACCACGACAACAAGAGCCAGAGCCAGGGCAAAGAAAACACCGAGUCAACCAACUCCAACAACGAAAGGCCCCGUCGUCACCUCCGCUACCACGUGACCCACCAGCAUCACUAUCAUAUCCAUCACCACCAUUACCACACCAACUACUACCCCGGCUCCACCACCCCCCAGCGCCGCAGCAGCAAGGUCAAGCACAAGUGGUACGCCCCGCCCCCCGUCGACCGCGACCUCCACGGCUACGUCGAACUCCCCGGCCGCCAGGGCGUCCACGUGCAGUCUAAGGACCCUCGCGCCUCGCGCCGCCAGUCGGGUCAGCAUGAACACCACCGCAACAAAGAGCCCGCCUCCCUGCAUGCGGAGCAGAAGGUUGAGAAGGAGGGUUUGGGAGGCCGUCGUCGUUCGCGAGAUACUACUGCUGCUGGUUAUGCUGCCGCUGCCGCUGCCGAUGCCACCAACACUGCCGCUGGUAAGAAGGGAGAGACGUCCAUCGAUCCCCCCAAACCCAAAACAUACUCCCACGAACGCCGAGGCAGCCAAGACCGUCAAAGCCGUCGCCAUCGUCAAGAUACCCGCUCCUACCCCACAACCACCCACCCCGCGCCCCACGACUCAAAACAUCGCCACUCCGUCUCCAUCCCGAAGGUCGCGGACGAGUUUAACACGGUAUCAGGCCUAGCCGCGCGUCGUCAGGGCAAGAAACUCGGUGUUCGCGGAGAGCAAGACGAGGACGCGCGAUCUGUUUCGCCGAGUGAGAGUGUUAGCCAGGUUUCUGGACGUGAGGGUUUUUGGGAGGAGGAGAAGGGUGUGGGUAAGGGUUGGAAGGGGAAGGGGAAGGGUAAGGGUAAGGGUAAAGGCGGGAUGUCGAAGCUUAAGGCGAAGCUGCGCGGGUAGGUCCUGCGUUUGCUGGAUUAGGCGGGAUGGAGGAUGUGUUGGCGCUGUGCUGAUUUACCUGCCCGGGGAGUUGUGAGGGUGGAUGAGGGUAUGGUUGUGCGCUGGAGUACACUAGCAGGAGGAGC
This is a messenger RNA of Annulohypoxylon maeteangense, 1438 nucleotides long. RefSeq lists its product as uncharacterized. The transcript has a single exon. The coding region runs from base 183 to 1313 and encodes 376 amino acids. The record is from RefSeq and is a predicted model, not a curated record. NCBI's taxonomy places the organism in Eukaryota, Fungi, Ascomycota, Sordariomycetes, Xylariales, Hypoxylaceae.